Messenger RNA from Schizophyllum commune H4-8, 870 nucleotides. Its product is annotated as NAD(P)-binding protein. Bases 1 to 870 code for a protein of 289 amino acids. The transcript is spliced from 7 exons. Lineage: Eukaryota; Fungi; Basidiomycota; Agaricomycetes; Agaricales; Schizophyllaceae. The record is from RefSeq and is a predicted model, not a curated record. Gene Ontology annotation, molecular function: oxidoreductase activity.
AUGAGCUCCUUUGAAUUGACGAAUCUCUUCUCCGUGAAGGGGAAGGUCGUGUUAGUGACCGGUGGUAGCAGGGGCAUUGGCAAGAUGAUAGCCACUGGGUUCGUGAGGAACGGAGCUAAGGCGCCGCGCCUGCUUACCCUCUGCUCACAGGUCUACGUUUCCUCGCGAUCGGCGAAGGAUUGCAACAAGACUGCGUCUGAGCUCACUGCUCUCGGCCCUGGCACCUGUAUCUCCCUUCCCGCGAACCUUCAGAGCGUGCAGGAGAUCCAGAGGCUUGUUUCCGAGCUUAAGUCUCGGGAACAGGUUCUGGACGUCUUGAUCAACAAUGCCGGUGCGGCGUGGGGGGAGAGCGUCGACACGCAUUCUGAUGAUGGAUUCACCAAAGUCAUUACGCUGAACCUUCAGCGCGUCUUCACGCUCACCCAGGCCCUCCUUCCCUUGCUUCGUGCCUCCGCCGCGAAGUCCAAGGAUGGCCGUACGCAUAAGGACCCGGCACGUAUCAUCAACAUUGGCUCCAUUGAGGGACUCGGCGUCCCCGACCACGAAACCUACGCCUACGCCGCUGCCAAAGCCGGUCUGCACCAAUUGAGCCGUCACCUCGCCGGCCGCCUCGGGCGCGAGGGCAUAACGUCCAACACCAUCGCCUGCGGCCUCUUCAUCACUAAGAGUGCGCUGAAAAUCAUCCAAAAUUUUACGGAAGAAGGGAAGGGUUGGCUGGAUAACAUCCCCCUUCGCCGCUCUGGAACGCCCGAGGAUGUCGCUGGUACGGCUAUCUACCUCGCGAGCCCCGCGAGCGCGUACGUUAAUGGGGCGACGCUUACCCUCGACGGCGGCAACCUCGUCAACAUGCCUUCGCAGUCGAAGCUGUAG